This is a messenger RNA of Trypanosoma conorhini, 2211 nucleotides long. RefSeq names its product spindle assembly 6. Bases 1 to 2211 code for a protein of 736 amino acids. Lineage: Eukaryota; Euglenozoa; Kinetoplastea; Trypanosomatida; Trypanosomatidae. Gene Ontology annotation, biological process: centriole replication. Gene Ontology annotation, cellular component: centriole. The transcript has a single exon. The record is from RefSeq and is a predicted model, not a curated record.
AUGACGCGCAGUGGCGAUGUGAGUGUUUUGCGCGACAUGACAACGCAUAGAGAUUUAUACCGCAGCCAACUGAAUGAUGUGUCGACGAUGAGUGGCCCCUUCAAGGCGGCGGCAAUGGCAUCCUCAACGUCGGCUGUACCUGCACGGCAGACGGCAGGGUCAGUGGCCCCUGAGGACACAGUGUUGCUUGAAAUUCUUAUUCCUGUGUAUAUUAAGCUGGAGGAUCGUGAGGAGGUGUGUCGCGAGCUGGGCGUCUUUGUUCAGACAGGGCGUGGUGGAGUGAACAGCCUUUCGCGAAAGGUGUGUGUGCGUUUGACGGACCCUACGGACCCGUUCUUUUUAUUCGAGCUCGAGCUGCUUGAGGAUGACUAUGGUUCAUUCAAGCAACGCUUGGAGCUUCUUGUGGACUUCAGUGGGUUUCCCAGGUACCUAGUCUCCAUGCUGAACGGUAUUGUUAACGGAGCCAUGCCGUAUUCGGUUUGCUUUGUCGUAGACAACCGGGACACGCUGCGCGGGAUGCUGCGGGUUCUUGAACGGACGGAAUUCCGUACGGUGGAACACAUCUCGCUCUUGUUGAUGCGCCAGGGCGACGCGGGGCAGAAGCGGUACCUGGCGGAGCGCUUUCAACACUUCGAACGGGCGUACACGCGGGCGGUUGUGGAGCACCGCUCCGCCGCGGCGGCGGCAACUGCGAAUAUCGAAUCAUUGAAGAGUGAAGUGGCGACACUGCAGGAAGGCUGUGACUCGUUGCGGGAGGAGCUGAGGCUUGAGGUGGCGAAGUCGGAAAAGAAUCAGUUGUCCAGCGUCAGUCAGCUGCGCGAGGAACACGCCAACGAACUUGCGCGACUCCGCAGUUCCAUGGAGGCUGAACUCCGUCGUUUAACGGGCAAAGCGGAGGAGGUCCAGGCGCGACUGAUGGAGGAUGUGCGAACAAAGGACAAGAGUAUGCAGGAGGCCAACAAACGUGUGACCUCGCUAGAGUCCUCCAUUGUGGCGUUGCAAUCGCAGCUGCGCGUGGCUGGAGAUAAAUGCCACGCCCAGGCGCGGGAGCUGGAGGAGCUUCGUUCCUCUAACCAUGAGCUUCAGAACUUUCGCUCAAACGCCACCCGCUCUAUCUCUGACAAUGAGCUCCAUUCCGUUAAGCUGCAAGAGCGCGUGCGUGGUUUGGUGCAGACACUAAAGUCACGGGAUGAUGAGGUCCAGUCGCUACGGGAGCAGUACCAGAAGCAGGACGGCUACAUACGUAUCAUUACCUCACAAAAUGAACAACUAACUGAGCAGAACAAAAAGAACGAGGUGUCACUAAAAAAGGCACAUCAUAUCAUUGCAACUCAGUUAAAUCACAUAAAAGGUGCGAAGGAGCGAGAGCGCAUGAUGCGUAGUCAAUUACGCAGCCAGGAGGCUCUACUACAAGACAAGGUGGACACUGUUACCCGGCUGAGAGACGAGUUAGCAUCCUCGGCAGAACGGGGGCGGGUCCUUCAGGACAAAAUCACUGAACUGCGCGAUCAGCUGGGGAAGACAGAUGCAGCGCGGGAGAAACUUGCACAGGAGUUGAAGCAGAGUCAAGAUGCCCUUAUUCACCUGCAGAGAAGCACCAGUGUAAAUGGACGACACUGGUCUGUCUUAGCUACCACUAGCACCAGUAACAAUUUCAGCAGUGGACUUGGCAUGGGGCUCAGUAACAGCCUUGGGUCGACGGCAAAUGACAUUUACAGGGAGUUCAAUAAGAAUGCCGUGACCACCGCGCGAACGGCGGGUUGGUUACCCUCAGACGGAACCAACGAUUUGCGUGGGGUGCCCGCAGCGCGUUCUCAGAAUGGGGUGCAUGGAUCUGACAACAAUCCGCACGGCGUUGUGGUGGGUGAGCCGAAGUAUGUUGGCAAGGCGUCACAAGCUGCGGCGGGCCCCGCAACCAACAACGCCGCAAAUGGUUUUGAGGCCGGGGCGGGAAUCGCCCCUGGUAGCGGUAUGGCAAAACUGUCUACUGCCUCCGAGAGUCACGUCAUGAACGGGAAGUACACGCGUCAGCCUUUGGAUACGGCGGCAGUCAAUGUGGCGUUGAAUGCGAGGAGCCAAAUGUUUGCCACCAAAAACUUCUUCAACGAUGGUUGUGACAAGGCGAACCCCGUAGCCAAUGCGGCGUCCUUCGUGGAAAAAAUACCGGGAACCAUGGCAAAAACGGCGGCCGCUCCAAGCGCUUACUUUUAG